AGUGCCGUGGGCAACUCGUGGCACUUAAACGAAUCACUACUAGAUGAUCCCAGGGUAACUGAAGACCUGACCAACGAACUGCCCAUGUACUUUCACAAAAAUGGGGGUAAAGGCACAGCAGAACCAUGGGUAUGGGAAGUACACAAAGGUAUAACACGAGGGACCCUGAUUAAGUGGGGAGCUCGCAUAAAACGGGAACGAGCGACACGAAUCCAAUCCCUAACUGAAGCCAUACACAUAGCAGAAUCUGCCCACAAGGCUACCCCCACACCCGACGCAUACAAAACAUUAACAGCAUUACGAAUGGAACUGCGAAACCUCCUCACAGCGAAAGCCCAUAGGGCAGCCCAGCUGACUAAGGGGACAUACUAUGCACACGGCAAUAAAAGUGGGAAAUAUCUAGCUAGAGCCCUAAAGGACAAACACCAAAAGACAUACAUUUUUCACAUAACCACGAAAGGCGUAAUACGCCAAGACGCGACAGAGGACAUAGCCAAAACCUUUUUCAAACAAUUUGGAACAACCACUGAACACACAACAUAA
Molecule: messenger RNA, 543 nt
Organism: Pelobates cultripes (western spadefoot toad)
Lineage: Eukaryota; Metazoa; Chordata; Amphibia; Anura; Pelobatidae
Source: the annotation of a GenBank genome assembly